Molecule: messenger RNA, 597 nt
Organism: Durusdinium trenchii
Lineage: Eukaryota; Dinophyceae; Suessiales; Symbiodiniaceae
Source: the annotation of a GenBank genome assembly
AUGCCUGUCCGUCAGUCUGCUCAGUCCGCCAACCCUCGCUCCGCCAACCGGGUCGUUCCGGCACCGAGGCUCCUGGCCGAUGAGUUCACCCGCGCCUUUCAGCGCACGCAGUGGGGCGUCAACGGCCGCGUGGAGCCGAAGUUCUUCGAUGACAACUUCGUGUUCCGCGACCCAGACGUGACCACCAAUGGCAUUCAAGCGUAUUCCAAAGGCACCGGAGCGGUGCUCUCCAACUGCCAGGCGGAUGCCAUUGACGUGCAGCUCUUCGAGCCAGAUCGCUUCGCCAUCCGCUGGCGCAUCGCGGGGACGGCCAACGUGCCCUUUCCCGGGCUGAGGAUUAAGCCCUACAUUGUCACCAGCACCUUCACGGUGAACUCGCAGGGCCUCGUGGACUCGGAGACUGAUAGUUUCUCGAUCCCCACCUGGGAUCUGCUGCUCUCCGCCGUGGCUCCCUGGCUGCCCGGCCUGGCGCCGCCGGAGCCGCCGGUGCAGUCGCCCUAUGCCUAGCGGCCUAGCUCGGGCCGAAGAAGCUAUGGAUGGAACGCGAAAGAGGCUCACCUUAUCGAAUCCUUGUAUGGAGGAGAGAGUGCACAAAGG